Homalodisca vitripennis (glassy-winged sharpshooter) is the source of this 2379-nucleotide messenger RNA. RefSeq names its product armadillo-like helical domain-containing protein 3. The coding region runs from base 292 to 2274 and encodes 660 amino acids. The transcript has 16 exons. Gene Ontology annotation, biological process: regulation of Golgi organization. The record is from RefSeq and is a predicted model, not a curated record. Lineage: Eukaryota; Metazoa; Arthropoda; Insecta; Hemiptera; Cicadellidae. Gene Ontology annotation, cellular component: cytosol.
CCGACUGCUGUCUGUCAGUGUAACAAACCAAAUUAAAACCGAAAGUAGUCUGAAAUAUUUUUGCUGUCGUAGUUAGUUGCCGUCAAAUGAUUGAGAUUUGGUUAGGGUAAUAUAGAAGUAAUCGUAUUGGCUGUAUUUCCGUAAGAGGCCGUCAAAAGAAUCGAUUAAUUAACAAAAUAAGUACUAUUUAAAUAAUAGAAACUAUAUGUUAUUUGAAUAUCUCUUUGGCGAAAUGUUAGCUUCAAUAAUCUGGUGAAAUAAAGUGGUACUCUUGCUGUAAAUGCAGUUGAAAUGGCUUCCAGAAAACGAAGUGGAUCUGGUUCUAAAAGGCAGUUAAAAGAAAAGGUUGUUCAAAUAUACGAGUCAUUUUUCAGAGGUGAAGACCUAUCCAGAACAAAUGCAAAUGUUUGGGAUGAAUUAUUCUUGUUGAAACCUAAGAUCAAUUAUUUUGAGGCAGAAAUGCAGAAGCUGAACGGAGAUCAGUUGAUUCUCAUCCAAGACAACCUUCAUAUGUUGUUUGCUCAGUGUAUAGACACAUUGGGACAUGAGCACAGCAUACGUGUUGUGUAUGCGUUACAGACGUUAUGUGCCAUUGUGAACAGUACAUACCGCAAGUGUCAGAACGAUGCAAUGAACCUGCUGAUGGGCAUCCACGCCGCAGAGAAACGCAUGCAACAGUUGCUCAACCAUUGCAACUCUAUUUUAAGUGGGGAGAGUCCAGCAAGUCUGAAGAACCUAUGUCUGAAGCUGUUACUAAUUCUAGUCACUGGUGCAGAUAAUGUUUCCACUAAUUUCCUGCUAGAAUAUGUAAUGAUGAAUAGUAUUUUUGAAACGUUAAUUCAGCUGCUAUGUAACACCAACAGUCGGGCGGAGCAUGGACACGAUGUUGUGUCGUUGCUCACGCUGCUGAUUAACUACCGAAAACACGAGGCCGCCAACCCCUACAUUGUAAAACUAUCCAUCCUGGAUGACGAAUUGGCGCUCAACGGAUAUGGACAGGUGAUAACGUGGUCUUUGGGAGAAUUCUGUCGCCAGUUCGCCAUACAACAGAGUGAACCGCAAGCUGGGAGUUGGCUCUCCUCUCUGUCCAGCAUGGUCGGCAACAUGUUCGUGUCCGACGAGGUGGAGAUGAGGACUCAGCAGAUCAGAGCGAACAAUGGUCUGCUGCUAGCACUGUACGAAGCAGUCCACUUGAACCGUAACUUCGUGACAACCUUGGCACAUUCUCAGACAGAGACCAGCACUCCACCUUCCCCCUCCAACAGCCUGGCUGCUGGGGAACCCUUGGAAGCUACUCAGCCCUCCAACCUUCUGGUCACUUUCUUCCAGUAUUGUUCCAUAGUAAUGCAAGAUACAAAGUCAGAAGCCAGUGUGAACAACGUGAAGUUGUGCUUUAUCAUACUGACAUGUAUUUCCGAGGAUCAGUACGCCAACUCUCUGAUGCACGAUGUCAACCUUGUGUUCAAAGUACAACUCCACAGGUUACCUAUGCGGCAUCGGAAGUUUGUGGCAGAGAGAGGCUCUCAGCCGCUUGCAAAUACGCUCAUGGACUUGCUGGUGGAAUUCAUCAUGAGUCACAUGAUGAAGAAGUUGUCCCUGGAGCUGUACCUGCAGUGUGUGGGAGUGGUGCACCGGGUUCUCUGCUACCAGAAACGCUGCCGGGUGCGGCUCAUGUACCAGUGGAAGGAGCUAUGGACGGCGCUUAUCACUCUACUCAAGUUCAUUCUGGCAAACGAGAACCACCUGGCCAAGAAAAUGAAUAUAUUUCUCCUUGGUCUACAGGUAGUAAACAUUUUCAACCUGUUUAUAACUUACGGUGACACGUUCCUUCCAUCUCCCAGCAGCUACGACGAACUCUACUAUGAGCUUAUACGCAUGCAUCAAGUGUUCGACAACAUUUACUCUACAGCUUUCAGAUACUCUACGGUGGAUGGAGAGUUCAAGGAUACAGCCCUGCUUCUGACAAACAGUCUAAUUAAUGUCAGGGCGAUCAUUAAUCACUUCACCCCGAAGAUUGAUGCAUGGUUAGAAGGCCAAGCCUUGUCAACUCCGUCUGAAGAUGAGAUCCUGGAGGUUGUGCGCAAAAAUUACGACAGUCUGACAUUGAAACUGCAAGACAGUCUAGACCAGUAUGAGAGAUACUCGGAGAAUCCGCAACAUUCCGCCUUUUUCACUGCAAUGGUUCGCAGUGUGGUAGUUGAUACCAGGCAAAACAUUGACUAUGCAUCUCUGGACUUGCAAGUAAUCCUACAAGAGUUAUCUUGCAUCACGUGAAAUAAACAUAUCAUUAUUAUAGUUGCCUUAUUUCAGUCUGAUUAAUGAUGUAAUUUAUUACUCCUGUAACUUUACAUUGUAAAAUUAAUAAAUAUAUAAACUUUU